Molecule: messenger RNA, 1166 nt
Organism: Actinia tenebrosa (Australian red waratah sea anemone)
Lineage: Eukaryota; Metazoa; Cnidaria; Anthozoa; Actiniaria; Actiniidae
Molecular function (GO): carbohydrate binding
Source: RefSeq, a predicted model, not a curated record
UUGUGGCGAAUCUUGACCUUACUGUGUCUCGCUGAUUUGGAGAGACGUUUUUGGAAAAAUUUUGAUUUUUCCUGAUAGCGUUAACCGCAGAGUCAUGAAGCUUUCAAGAGGAGCCCUGUGGAUCACCACGGGACUUUGUCUUGCUGUACUAGCGCAAUGCGUACCUCAUGUACGCAAUCCACGUCACAUAUCCCCCUCAGAGAUGCAAUAUUACAUGCAACAACAAGUUCCAAUAGGAUUCUUUGUAAGAGACGAAAAGGAUGGUGGUGGUAAAGCAGGACCCCCGGGACCCCCCGGACCUCCCGGACCUGCAGCACGUCCUUUCUUUGAUCAGGGUAGCGGCGGUAGUGGAAGUGGGGAUCUUGUUGCUCGUGGAACUAUUCCUGGACCACCAGGACCUCCAGGACCACCCGGGCCCCCGGGAGCUGGGCUUGAGAAUGCGGACAAACUGGGAAGAAAGGAUUCCAUUACCUGCCAAGGCGAAAAACAAUGGGUCGAAUGCCCAACUUAUCGUGUCAUCAAGAUCCAUGAUGCCUUCUGGGGUCGCGAUGACGACAGAACAUGCACACGUAAUGGUGUCCAGCACGGACUGAGCACCACUGCCAUGUGCCCUCAAGACGACCAGAACACAAUCAGAAAGGUCAAAGCACAGUGCGAAGACGAGAAUGCCUGUGAAGUCGUAGCCAGCCCGGUUUUCUUUGACAGGACCGACUGCACUGGAACGUACAAGUUCUUACGAAUGAAAUACGAGUGCCUGCCGAGCGAAUCACGAGUCAAGAACAUGUCAUAAGCCAUCUGAUUUCUUUUGGAAUUGUCCUUGUUAAUAAUAGUGGCCAAAUCAAGUCGUCCAACACUAACACCUCCAAAGAAUUUCAUCGCACAUAUUGUAAUAUAUUUUCAUAAAGUGAAAAUUUAUUUGGGCAAAAUUGAUCACGUGAUUAUAACUUAACCCAAUAGUAAAGCCGCAUACGUUGUAACUUGCAGUCCAAUCUAUUUCGCGUAUAGUACUUUUAUGAGAUGACAUUCAUAACUAGUGUAAAUACCAAAAAUCUCAUUACGUAUGACAGGCGCUUUUAGAUUUAUUUCUUAGAAGAUUUCAUCGAUUAUUCACUUAUGGAAAGAUGAAUUUACUUUUGUAUUUAAAUAAAGCUGUUUAUCUCAUAUUA